GUGACCACCGCGGCGCCGCCAUGAAGCUGACGGUGAAGACUCUCAGCGGCACCCGCUUCGAGAUCCGGGUCCAGCACAAUGACACCAUUAUGGCUGUCAAGAAGAACAUUGAAGAGAUUCAAGGAAAGGAUAGUUAUCCACGGGGUCAUCAACUGCUGAUUCACAAUGGCAAGCUUUUGAACAAUGAAAGCACAUUGGAUGAGAAUCAAGUUAGCGAAGAUGGAUUUCUAGUUCUCAUUAAGAGCAAAGCUUCUGCUUCGAGUGGAGCUUCAUCUGCACAGCCUUCAAGCACUCCUGUUACCAGUCAAGCACCUCCAGUUGCUCAACCACAAGCUACUCAAGCCCAGGUCCGAUCAACUACGACUUCUCAGCCUGAAAGACCACCCGCAGAGACCCCUUCGAGUACAGUUGAUCUUAUAGCAUCGGAUUUACUGUCAAGAAGCAAUCUGGACGCAAUCCGUGCUGCUUAUAACAAUCUAGGACGUGCCAUGGACUAUUUGUACUCUGGUAUUCCAAUGAAAGCUGAAGUUUCUGUUCCGGUGGAUGGUCAAGGGGCAAACACCACUGAUACAACUCCUGGAAAAACCGACUUCUCUGGAAUCCCAAACACAGCACCAUUAGAUCUUUCCCCACAGGGGGCUUCCCAUGCUGGAGGUGUUGCUGGGGUUGGAUCACUUGAUUUUCUUAGAAAUAACCAACAGGCCAAGGCGAGCUAUGAAUCGGCGUACCAGGGCGCGUCGUCCAGGUUCUUCAUCCGCGCGCCGAGGUUGUCCCGGAGGAGGCGCUCGAACCCCAGCAGCAACUACUUGGCUGGCCGAGGCGAGGCGUUGGUCAUCCACUGCUCCUCCCACCGCUUCCGCUCCCGUGCGUGCGUCUCCUUGGAUUAUUGUCAGUCCAUCACGGCGCCGUUCCACCCCGUUGUUAGGUCAUAUGCGUACACACACCGUACACGAACUGUUCGCACCUGA
Messenger RNA from Triticum dicoccoides, 968 nucleotides. Its product is annotated as ubiquitin receptor RAD23b-like. Gene Ontology annotation, biological process: proteasome-mediated ubiquitin-dependent protein catabolic process. Gene Ontology annotation, cellular component: cytosol; nucleoplasm. Gene Ontology annotation, molecular function: proteasome binding; polyubiquitin modification-dependent protein binding; ubiquitin binding. The transcript is spliced from 10 exons. Bases 21 to 968 code for a protein of 315 amino acids. The record is from RefSeq and is a predicted model, not a curated record. Lineage: Eukaryota; Viridiplantae; Streptophyta; Magnoliopsida; Poales; Poaceae.